This is a messenger RNA of Suncus etruscus (white-toothed pygmy shrew), 3140 nucleotides long. RefSeq names its product ADP ribosylation factor 3 (gene ARF3). NCBI's taxonomy places the organism in Eukaryota, Metazoa, Chordata, Mammalia, Eulipotyphla, Soricidae. Gene Ontology annotation, biological process: vesicle-mediated transport; intracellular protein transport. Bases 150 to 695 code for a protein of 181 amino acids. Gene Ontology annotation, cellular component: cytoplasm; plasma membrane. Gene Ontology annotation, molecular function: GTP binding; GTPase activity. The transcript has 5 exons. The record is from RefSeq and is a predicted model, not a curated record.
GCCCAGCGGAACCGUCAGGGGAGGAGGCGUGGGCCGCGGCGGAGCGGGGAGCCGGAGCAGGAUCAAGUCCUCUACACCAGAAAGUAGGCCUAAACCAGACCGACACUGCCCCUCUUGGGCCCGACUGUCCUCAGAAAGCAGCUGUAAUCAUGGGCAAUAUCUUUGGAAACCUUCUCAAGAGCCUGAUUGGGAAAAAGGAGAUGCGCAUCCUGAUGGUGGGCCUGGACGCUGCUGGAAAGACCACCAUCCUGUAUAAGCUGAAGCUGGGGGAGAUUGUUACCACUAUACCCACCAUUGGUUUCAACGUGGAGACAGUGGAGUACAAGAACAUUAGCUUCACGGUUUGGGAUGUGGGUGGCCAGGACAAGAUUCGACCUCUCUGGAGACACUACUUCCAGAACACCCAAGGGUUGAUAUUUGUGGUCGACAGCAAUGAUCGGGAGCGAGUGAACGAGGCCCGGGAGGAGCUGAUGCGGAUGCUGGCAGAAGAUGAGCUCCGGGAUGCUGUACUUCUUGUCUUCGCAAACAAGCAGGAUUUGCCUAAUGCAAUGAAUGCUGCAGAGAUCACUGACAAGUUGGGCCUGCAUUCCCUGCGUCACCGCAACUGGUACAUUCAGGCUACCUGUGCCACCAGUGGAGAUGGGCUGUAUGAAGGCCUGGACUGGCUGGCCAAUCAGCUCAAAAACAAGAAGUGAGGGCCAGGCAGCCUUUUCCGACCACCCCACCCACCCUGAAAUACCUUUUAUCUCCCUGCUCCAGCCUACCCUUUCCUUCUGUUGCCAUUGUGGCCAGGGCCCUGGGUAUCAUGUCCGCAUACCCAGUAAGAGCCUGGUUUUCCCUGCAUACCCUCCUCUCUGCUCACCGAUGUGACCAGUUCCUUACUGCUGUCCUAAUGAUGAAUCAUUCCAAUUUACUGGAUUUCAAACAAACAAAAAAAAAGGUUGUUAUGGUUUCAUGGGGUGACCUCCUCACCUGAUGUUCUGGGGUUUGGGAGGUGGGGUGGGAUAGGUAUUCUCUGUUUGCUUUGUUUGGCUCUGGUUAUUGUGCUCUUGAAUCUCUUCCCCCUUGCCAGCAGCCCCUCCUAUGCCUUGUCUUCCUUUACAACACCACCUUCUUUCUAUUCUCCAUGGUAAUUGCACGGGCCUCUGUGUGUGUGUGUGUGUGUAUAUAUAUAUGUAUAGAGAAACAUUUGGGGGCCACGGAAAAGAGUGGAGGGAUGGAGUGAAGCUUAGGGCUUAGACCCAGGCCACUGCCCCCACUGCAGCCUAUUGUCUGCCCCUUCAUAAAGGGAAAAAGGUGAAGGAAGUCUGCCCAGUGUCGCCCUGGUUCCUUUUCUCUGCAGGUGGGUUUUUCUGGAUGAUAGGACAGAUGGUGGGUUUUCCACACCUGUCUUUCUUUUACCCUCUUCAUCCUGCUUAGGGCAGGGGCUGGUAUUUAUUUCUAGAUGACUGUUCCUAAGGAGAUGCCAUUCUGCCCUGCCUUCCUAGGGAAGGAGAGAGGAACCCACUCACUCUUAUCAGCCAGAGUGUUCAGCUAAUCCUCCCCCACAUCCUUAGAUUUAUUCCUCAGGAGCUUGAGGGGGAAGAGUGGAUAAGAAGACCAUGUUAUGUGUUUGAGACCCAGGGCACUGGAGAGAAGGCCUCAGAUUUUCCACCUUUACCAGAAGUUUUCCUCACCCUAGUUGUCUCUGCCUGACCCAAUAAAGGCUGGCUUAAUUGGGUAUGGGGAUGACAUGCACACCACAAUAUUCAUUCCCCUGUUCUCCAAUUCUUCUGGUUCAGGAGAUGUUGAAGGAUGAACAUUUUCUUUUGUUUCCAGGCCCUUGGGUCAUUCUGCUAUCCCUCUUUCUCCAUCCCACAGCUUGCUCCUGCUUUCUUUACCACUUUCCAUAAGUGGAUCUAGGGCCUGGAGUGAAGGAAAUAGAAUUUUGAAGUGGUGCUGGUGGGAUGCAGUGGUUUUCAGGGUCCUCAAGAUUAUGUAGUUGUUCAGAAGCUGCUGCUACUGCGUCUCUCUAUCUACAGGGGGCGCUGUCCCUGAGGUCCUUGCCUGGGUCCUGACUUCUGCGGUUUCUGUGAAGCCCUGGCUUUUCUUUGGGCUCCUGUGUGUGCUGGCUGUGCCUGAGCUCCAAGAUAGAGCCCGUAACCUUUCUGCUAAGAUCAAGGCCCAGGACCCUUCUCUACAGUAUGGCUGAGGGAUCUCUUCCUGGAAGGGCAGUCCCAAGCCCUGUCCACCCCAGCCUCCCCAGAUUGAACUGUGAAAGUGAGGUUCCAGGGGUGUCUCCUUCAGUGCCAGAUCCUUAGUGAUGUCUUACCCAGGUUGCAGUUGGUGUGUCUCUUGCUCUAGGUGUGUGUGUGUUUGUGUGUGUGUGUACUCGCGCGUGCAUCUGUUUGUGGUGGGGGUUGGGGAGUGGGGUUCUGGAGCUUUGAUUUCAUUUUAAAAUUUGUUCACUUAUUCUGUCCCACAGAUGCUCCCCUCCACACAUUUUUUUUUUUUUUUUUGCCUCUGUCUAUUUUCCACCCACUCCUGUUUCACAAAUGCUUUCCUUGGUCUUCAAACUCAUACACUAUUGAUACCCCCCUCCCCAUUCUGUUGUUUUGUGGUUUUUGAGGAUUUUAACUUUUUCCCCUUCCUUCCUUACUAUUUAUUUGUCAACCCCAAAUAGAUUUUCCUUAUCUCAGGCCCACCCAUGUUUGCGGGAUGCCCAGGGGCACAGGGUGUGUUUGAGGUGAUGGACUUGGAGAUUCCUAGGUCCUGCUGCUUGAGAUCUGUUCAUCAGGGGGCAGUAUGUGAUCUUGAUGUGUCUUGGCAGGAGUGGUCCUUUCUACAUUCAAGUUUACCUAAAACCCUUUUAGGAUGGGGUGUUUAUUCUUUUUCUGCCCUCUUUCUCCCUCAUUUUCUGUAGUAUAAUUUUGUGCUUUGUUCCAGCCUUUCUUCUCCCUGGGGAUUCCCCCUCUCUUCUUCCCCAAAGUUUGUUUGUGGUGUUACAGUGGUAACUGCAAUUCUGAACUGAUUUUUCUCUUCUUUUUUCUCCUCUGGAAUGUAGACUGUAAUGUUUAAUAACUCAUCUCCUCUCUCCUUGCUCAAUAUGCGGGAUACCCGAUGACUGUGACCCUGGUUGGAAAUUAAAUUUGUUUUAUGCA